Labeo rohita (rohu) is the source of this 3039-nucleotide messenger RNA. Its product is annotated as inositol 1,4,5-trisphosphate receptor-interacting protein. The coding region runs from base 134 to 2050 and encodes 638 amino acids. The transcript has 2 exons. Lineage: Eukaryota; Metazoa; Chordata; Actinopteri; Cypriniformes; Cyprinidae. Gene Ontology annotation, cellular component: membrane. The record is from RefSeq and is a predicted model, not a curated record.
ACUCAGACUCUGACAGGGUACAUCCUGUGCGAGAAGCAAAAAACCAAACUGAGAAACUUUUUCGGCCAAUUUAUCUUUACGGCUUUACACUGAGAGACGCGUUUUGUGUGCGUAAAGUUGGUGUUCUGAAAGGAUGGAGGACACAUUACUACAUGUGUUUGUCGUGGUCGUCAGUCUGCUCCUCUCAAAGGAUCCCAAUGUCUUUCACGACCAAGAAGAUGACAUCAUGGUGAGCAUGCAAGACCAUGAGCACUUUCUACUGGAGGAGGGGGCAAAGCUAGAACAAGGGGAGCACCGUGUUGCCAUGGAGCUGCCACAUUCAAAUCAGGAAGAGUCACAAAGUCAUCACAGGGUGCCAAGAGGAGAGGGGGACACGUCAGAUGUUCAACAAAUUACGCCAAAUGUCAAGACCACGGUGCGGCACGAGGACCAAAUGUCCCUGGUGGGAGAUCAAAAUGACUUCCUCCAAAAGGCAUUUGCACCAGAUGACCAGGAAAUAUUAGAUUUUGACACAGACAAACAGACACUGCAUAUGGCAAAGGAAGGCCUAACACAUGAGCAUGUCAGCGUAGACCAGAAUGUCUCUCAGGGGGAUGCGGCACAGCCGGAAAAGCCACAAGCUGACCGGACUGACACCCAAGCUGAUCAGGGUUUACUCGUCGACCAAAAAGUACCAACUUCAAAACAAAAGUUGUCAAUGAUAGCGCAAGAGAAACAAUCUAGCAACCAAGAGGACACCUACGCUUGGUACUUUUGGAGGACACUCUCCUUGAUUUCAUUUUUCCGUUUUUUAAAGUUCCUCAGAAAAGGUACCAAGCCAGAAAGGAAGACGCUGAGAUGCCUGAACGUUUCCCAAGUUUCAGAUCUUGAUUGUAAGACCUUAACUAGCUUCCAUACCCAGUGUGUCCUGGUUCCACCCAAUCACAGCUGGCAAACUUGUGAGUUUGUAGAGGGUUUUGUGAACGACCUACUGGAAGCGGUGAGGACUGCAGGUUCAGACAUGGAGACCGAGGACUUUGUUGGCGUUGGCAGCUUGUAUGAGCAAUGGGCUUCAAGAAAGAGCAUUGUGUGUGACAUACAUGUACCCAUCAUCCCUCCAAAGCCGUAUAGCUUCGAGUUUGAGCUUUUGAAAGAAAGUAGAGGUUCAACCAUCCAGUACUGUUGCAGAAUCAAGAUGGUCAAAGGUAGCGCCAGCUCAGCCACCUGCCCUUGCAGCAAUUCCAACCUGGAUGAUGACGAUACGUUAUGUCUUAUACAUCUAGAUAAAAAGGAAGAUCACUUAACUGAAAAUAACAUUAACAACCUUCUAUGCCAAGAAAACAGCUCGUAUCUUGCUAAAACGCAUGUUGUGAAAUGGUUUAAAAAAGCCAUUAGGAAAGCAUGGGAUGAGAUCAGCCACAAGUAUGAGUUUGAGCUAAUAUUCCGGAGUAGGGAAAAUCCUGGAAGUCUGAAAGUUCGUUUCAGGUCAGGACGGGUCAUUCUGUUCAACCUCACACCUGUGGUCAGGUUUAACGACUCAGAUGUUCAUCUGAUCCCACAUUCUGCCAUAUUCUCUGACACCCAUUGGCCUGUAUGUUUUACACGCUAUGAAAAUGCCCUUCUUCAACACAUAACCAAAACGCUUCCAGACGACGCAUGCCAUAUUCAUUGUCUACAGAUUCUUUCCUUCCUACACAAACAUCAAACUGGCCUGACUGGACCUUGCGGGCUAACAAGCUACCACUUGAAGAAUGCGCUGUUACAUCUUCUGGUCAACAAACCCUCAUCUUGGGAUCUUGAGCAGAUGGGUUGCAGGGUUAAUGAUCUGCUGACUUUCCUGCAGCAGAAACUAAAAGCUAAAUCACUAAACCACGCUCUGGUUGGAAACCCUCUCAUUCCUAGUGAAAUUGGAUUUCCUGAAGAGUUUAGAGUGGGAAAACCAAUUAACUUGUUUUCGCCUUUAUUGACAAAUCAAGAGUUGUACUUAAAAACAAACAGACACUUACUGGAGAUGAUUAGAAACAUGCCAGUGCUGAUAUAUGAAUAUGGAUCAAUGAGAAGUGUUCUGUAAAAGAACCAUUAGAUAGUGUGUGCUGAAAAUGUAUUACAUGUUGUAGAUGUUAUAUUAUGCAUGUUGAUUUCAUGAUGCAUUCAGUCAUUAGUUUUGUGGGAAAACAAGUGAAAAGACAAACAAUUUGGUAAAUUCAGUUUAUCAGAUUAACUUCAAGGCAUAACCACAUGGAUCAUAGGAUGGCAUCGAAUCCUUAAAACAUUUGCCAGCUGUAAAAGACGUCCUCUUAAUAAUCAUCCGAUUUCCAGAAUAGCUCAAAGUCAUUGUGGCCAGCUACAGAGAACUUGGGAAUGGACUCCACAGUUUCCCGAUCUGACUUUAAGUCCCAGGACUUACUGGUGAUCAUAGUCUUACCUGUCAGAAAGAAAAACUCAGUCAGUGAAAAGGCAAUGAGAGUACAACAAACUUCAUUUACACUAACCAGAUGCAACUGGAGGAGCAGGACACGUAGUUGCACAGCAGUUACAGACAGAUGCGUCACCAUACAGCUCAGUCCACCUAAAGCAUGCAAAUAUUUGCAAUUACUUCUCCCAGACUGCUGUGGAUGCAUGGUCAUUUUAAGUGUUUGUAAACUCACUUCUUGGUUUUUGCAUUGUAUGUGCAUGACUUGGCACUUGGUGUUGGAGUCUCUGGUCCGAAUUCCAACUCACAAUGCAUAAACAUGGUCUACUCAAUGAAAGAGGCGUUUUUAAAGAGGGCAGAACAAAUAUGCAUUCAAAUAUUUCAUGCUUGUACCUUUCUGGACUGUGGCAGAGAAACCAUGUUUUUAAACAGGAAGGCUGCAACACAAAGUCUCACAGUCAUCUUAUUAAUAGUGGUGUAAAACUUUGUCAUAGCGCUGUUCUUACUGUCCACCAGGCAUCUAUAAAGAGACAUUAAAGUUGAAAUGAAACCAAAAUUGUAAUCAUGCAUUCUCCUUCUCAGUUAUGACAUGAAAGUUGAAACGGCUUAUACAAUAGUCAAAAUAAAAAAUAAAUAUAAAUAUUAUA